CGUCGGCGCUUUGGGGAGCUUGUCGAAGAUGGCGGCGCUGUGUGUGUGUCGGUUUGCAAGAAGAGGCUGGCUGUGGAAGCCUCCCUUGGCUACACGGAGAGAAUUUUGGUCUAGAUCCAGGAAGGAGAAGGAGCUGGUGGUGGCCGAGACGGUGGAAGAAGUGAAAAAAGCACCUGUUUUGGUGUGUCCGCCCUUACGAAGCCGAGCAUACACACCACCCAGUGAUCUCCAGCGUCGCCUGGAAUCUCAUGUUAAAGAAGUUCUUGGUUCAUCUCUUCCUAGUAAUUGGCAAGAUAUCUCCCUGGAUGAUGGACAUGUGAAGUUCAGACUCCUAGCAAAUUUAGCUGAUGACUUAGGCCACGCAGUACCUAAUUCCAGGCUUCACCAGAUGUGCAGGGUCAGAGAUGUUCUUGACUUCUAUAAUGUUCCUGUUCAAGACAGAUCUAAAUUUGAUGAACUCAUUGCUAGUAAUUUACCUCCCAAUUUGAAAAUCAGUUGGAGUUACUGAGCAGUCCAGUCAGAACACAGUGAGAUCAUUCUCAUUCUUCUCAUUGGGUGACUGACAACGAACUUUGUGAGAUGUUACCUGUUAGAACUUGUUUCAGAACUUCCUUUUUGUAUAUUUUUUUUCUCCUUGUAGAAGAACACAUUUUUUUUUUCUCUCAUGGAGCAUCAACAAAGAAAACAUUAUCACAUUUGCUAAAGCUAUUUAUCCCCAAUAAAAUCAAGUCUUGAUAAUUUAUGAAAACAUUCUUAUUCCAUGGUAUAUAGUCAGGGUUGUUGAGAGGAACAGAAGUGGUAGCAUGGAAGCCUAUUUAAAUGGGAUUUAUUAUGUUAGCUUACAUUAGGAUCUGGGUAGUCCAUCAGUGACUGUCUCACACCAGAGAGGCCGAGAACCUCGGGCACAUACUUGUACCCUUCAUGAGGCGGACAGUCUCGGUAGUAGCAAGCUGUUGCUGAAGGCCUCGGGGAGUCUUUGAAGAGCCUACUGGUCUUCAGUCCAUGCUGGCUCCCUGAAGAAGCUGUUCUGAUACAAACGAAGAGAUGCAGCAAUGGCAGGAACAAGAUACAUGUAUUUGCCAGUACAGAGAAGGCAAGCAGGCAGAAAGCCAGACCUUCCUUCUGCGUGGGUUCUGCCCACAUUUACUGUGCACUUCCCUCUUGAGAGAUAAUCCCCCAGUGGAAUGGCCAGCUGCUUGUCUUUUAGUUGACUCCAGAUCAGUCAAGUUGACAACCAAGAUUAACCAUCACACGAAAAUACUAAGUAACUUGGGUUUCAGAUAAGAGGCCAUUGCAAGUUCAAAUGUUUUCUUUGCCCUUCAUAUGGCUAAAGUAGUUUCAAUAAAAUGUUCUAAUCUUA
Messenger RNA from Rattus rattus (black rat), 1360 nucleotides. RefSeq names its product mitochondrial ribosomal protein L50 (gene Mrpl50). The transcript is spliced from 2 exons. NCBI's taxonomy places the organism in Eukaryota, Metazoa, Chordata, Mammalia, Rodentia, Muridae. Bases 29 to 508 code for a protein of 159 amino acids. Gene Ontology annotation, cellular component: mitochondrial large ribosomal subunit; mitochondrion. The record is from RefSeq and is a predicted model, not a curated record.